Molecule: messenger RNA, 1658 nt
Organism: Monopterus albus (swamp eel)
Lineage: Eukaryota; Metazoa; Chordata; Actinopteri; Synbranchiformes; Synbranchidae
Gene: praf2
Product: PRA1 domain family, member 2
Exons: 3
Coding region: 115-651 (178 amino acids)
Cellular component (GO): membrane
Source: RefSeq, a predicted model, not a curated record
GCGCUUCACUAUCGGGCACGAGCUUCGCCAGAAACUGAGCGUCCUCGUCCUCCCCUUUUCUUCGCGUUGCAUUCUGGGAAACUAAGUUUACUAGGCGUCUAGUCCUUAGUAAAGAUGGCAGACGUAAAACCGCCACCCAUCCGGAGCCUGAAUGAUUUUCUCCUGAGCUCGGCCCGGUUCGCCGUGCCCGAUGUGCGCGACCUGGACCGCUGGAACAACCGCAUCAUUAACAACCUGCUGUACUACCAGAGCAAUUAUUUCCUGUCCGCGCUGGGCCUCCUGCUCCUGGUGGGGUAUUUCCAGCCUCUCCAGUUGUUUGUUGGGGCAGUGGUGGUCACCUUGUUGUUCCUGGGCUUUGUCUGGGCUGCUGAGAACCGAGCUCCCAUUCGCCGUUUCCGUAGAAACCACCCAUUGGUCAGUGUGUUGGUCAUUCUUUUGGCCAGUUACCUCUUCAUAUUGGUGCUGGGAGGCGUGGCUGUGUUCCUGUUUGGGAUAGCCUUUCCUAUUCUGAUGGUUUUGGUCCAUGCAUCGGUGAGACUGCGCAGCCUGAAGAAUAAGCUGGAGAAUAAACUGGAGAUCAUUGGUUUAAAGAGGACACCCAUGGGACUCCUGUUGGAGGCGCUGGGGCAAGAACAGGAAGCUGGAUCGUAGAGAGGAAGAAGAAAAGGAGGAGGUGCGUUAGAGAGGUUGGGUCCAGUCAGAGGGAACCCUUGCACUUUAAGCACGCUUGAUGUAAUAUACUGUGUAGUAUAUGGCAGGCUCUCUGCUUUGUACAUCUGAUACCUAUUCUUUGAAGAAGGAUAUGUAAAAGGCACUCCUGUGCUGCUCCUAGAUGCUACAGAACAUUCAGAAAACAUUACAGUGAAGGAAGGGUUUCUGUGUUCAUGUCAACAGUGUUAUAGCAACUAAUUUUGUACUACAAAAAUUGACUGUACUCAACACAGUGGAGGUAUUUGCUGCAUUGAGAGCUAUUUUAUUACAUAUGAGCUGCCUGUUGUGAGGACUGUGCAAUGUAUUGAUUUAUUCAAACCUAAUGUAACUGACUCACGUUUUUAAGAAACUGGGUUUUCUUCUGUAAAAUUUGCAUUGCUUGGAUGGUUUCAUGUUUUAAUACAAGUUUGUGAAACAGGUUUCUGCAACUAUAACAGGUCUUUAUGCUCACAGAAUUUAAGAUGCUGAUGAGAUUUUGUUUUUAUAUACGCGUUGUUGAUCAUGAAUAAUAUUGUUUACUAUGAAAGACUUUGGUUAGCACCGGUGCCCUAAAGAAACACUUGACCCUAUAAGUGGCUGAAUUAUAUUGUGUAUGUGCCAUUGCAGCUCUGGAGGAAGGGAACAUGGCUGUUAUGGGUCCCGAACCUGUGACCCCUCCAUUACAUGUCUCUCAAACUGCUAGAGCAGCUGCCGUGUUAGUAUUUUGUCUUGACCCUGCAUCACAGCAACACUUGAGCAGAAAGAAAUGUGUUUUGGUAAAACUCAUAAGCAUUUUGCUGAAUUACUAGAAUGUAAAUGAGAAGAAAACAAUUCUGUCUGGCAAUGCACAUUUAAGUCAUUUUACAGGUCAAGACUAUCAAUCCAUUCUGCAAAAUGUUUGAAUUUUGAUUCACCAUCAUCGUUUUUGUCAACAUUUUUGUCUUUCUGAAUAAAAAAGGAUUUCUGUA